Molecule: messenger RNA, 2227 nt
Organism: Pocillopora damicornis (cauliflower coral)
Lineage: Eukaryota; Metazoa; Cnidaria; Anthozoa; Scleractinia; Pocilloporidae
Product: lysosome membrane protein 2
Cellular component (GO): cytoplasm; membrane
Molecular function (GO): scavenger receptor activity
Source: RefSeq, a predicted model, not a curated record
CUAAACAUUGCCGGCGAUUCUAUAUUGACCUUGCUCUUGUGAGAGUAUGCCAUAGUUUUCUCUUUGACAAAUUGUACUCCAUUACGAGAUCUACCAUAAGUUUCUAUACGUCAUGGCAUUCUUUGGUUGUUGCAGUAGACGAGUUUUUAUCACAUCUCUUACGGUUUUCGGGCUCAUUCUCCUUGUAAGUGGCACUAUAUUAACGGCAAGUCAUGUGUUCUCGAAGCUCAUCAAGGAUAAAGUGAAUGAGGAUGUCCAAUUGAAACCUGGCAGCACAGUGUAUAAAGAGUGGGUGAAUUCAAGUGUCCCUUUCUAUAAGAAGUUCUAUAUGUUUAACCUGACAAAUCCUGAGGAGGUAAUGAAUGGAAAUGCAACUCCCAAUGUGGAACAGAUUGGACCAUAUUCCUACAGAGAAUUAAGGUCAAACAAGGUGCUUAAGUGGACAGAUGAUGACAGCAUUGUGACAUUCAUGCCAAACAGAACAUAUAUUUUUGAUCCAGAGACAUCCUGUGCUGGUUGCCAUGAUAAGAAUGACACUUUUGUUAACGUCAACAUUCCUCUAUUGACCUUGGCUUUGUGGCUGAGAAAUACCAAUUAUACAAAGGAACAACCUAAGGUCUGUUCAGCGGGAAUUAAAGCUACAGUGGACAAAUUCAAGCUCAAAUUGUUUCGAAGGAAGACCGUUUAUGAUAUACUCUGGGGAUAUCAGGAUGAAUUUCUUAAGUUCCUUCUCAAGAUUUCCAAACUAACAGGAUGUCCUGCUCGAGAAGGAAUUACAACAUUUAUCCAAUUACAGUACAACAACACAUUUUAUGGCAUCAGUUCCGUAAACACUGGAAGAACUGACAUAAGCAAGCUGGAACAGUUCACUAUGUGGAGAAACGAAUCCCAUUUAUCCUGGUGGAGUGAUAAAUAUGCAAACAUGAUCAACGGAACAGACGCUACUCAAUUCGCUCCAGAUGUCGAUAAAGAAAACAAAUUUUAUGUUUUCUCGCCAGGAAUUUGUAGAUCCGUGCAUUUCACGUAUGAAAAGGAAGUCACUUUAAAGGAUAUCAAGCUGUAUCGCGUUACAAUAUCAGAUGAAGUUUUUAAAAGUGGCGAUGUAUAUCCUCCUAAUAGAGGAUUCUGCAUAACUCCUGGCUGCUUACCAACCGGAUUGUUGAAUAUUAGUCUUUGUCAGCCGAUGAAUCCACCAGUAGUUACAUCCCCUCCUCAUUUCUACCAAAGUGAUAAGUCUCUGUUACAAACGGUUCAUGGGCUGAAACCAGAGAAGAGUGAACACGAGACUUUCUUGGAAAUUGAACCGAUAACAGGCAUUGUAAUGAGAGGUGCCCAAAGGGUUCAGAUAAACAUUGCCCUGGAGUCCGUGGAUGUGUUACCCCAAACCAAAGGGAGUUUUGAAAAAGUGUUUUUACCUUUUAUGUUCGCCAGCGAGGUUGCAGAAAUCACCGACGAAAAGGCCUCAGAUUUCCGUGAAAAAUUUUCCAAAAUGAACACGGCAAUGAAGAUAACAAAGAUGUUCGAGUAUAGUUUGAUUGUAAUUGGUGCCUUUCUGUUAGGAGUUGUGUUACUAUUGCCUUGCUUUGAUAACGACAAAAAGGUUCAAGAAAACGGAACGAAGAUUGAAGAAAAAGACGAAAAGCAUCCGUUAAUAGAUUCUUCUAGGAAGACCUUUGCACAUCAAAGUACUUGAAACACAUUGCUACUCUUAGAUCCUCGCACUGUCCUAAAGGUGCUUGUUAAAUGAACGAAAAUCGGCAUUGCACUAGGUUCCGGACCACCUGGUUCAGAAAACGUCGACAAUACGUAUUCUUAAACGAACAAACACCAAAACAAAAUCAGAACAAAAAGAAAACAGAAACGAAAUCAAAUAAAGAACAAAACGGGAAAAGGAAAGGAAAAUAAAAAUCUCAAGUUUUUCGUUGGACGUAAAAGUAGACAUGUCAGUAGCCCUUUUUAUUUUGGUCUGUACAUCUUGAGACUAAUUUCUUCAUCAUCAUUGUUAUCUUUCUUGAUUGGUAUCUUAUCACUUCUCUAGUAUUUUUUCAUCCUUAAUGAACUUUUGUUAUCCUGCUAAAACUUUUUUAGAAAAUUCUUUGUGUCAUGGAGUGACCUGUUACACGUUUAGAGCGGCAUAGAUUAUGAACUGGGUUCCUAUAUGUGUGGAAGGUAUUUUAAGUGGGCCACAUGCAACGUAUAACCGUGAUUAUUUUUGGAAUUUAAAGAA